CUUCCAAGGUUCCGUCGGGAGCGAGACGACGAUUCACAUGGCGCAAUCGACUGUGAGCGAAUGCGUCAAACGCGUCGCUCAAGCUAUAGUGAAAGUGGGCGCGCAAAAUGGGUGGGUGCGCUUCCCGACGACGACCGAAGAAAAGGCGGCCGUGAAAGAAGGCUUCCUUCGGCUCGGCGCCAUUCCGGGAGUGAUCGGCUGCAUCGACGGCACCCUCAUCGGCAUCAAGGCGCCUAAGGGACCCCGCAAGGCUUCGUUCAUGUGCAGGAAGCACUUCUACGCCCUCAACGUUAUGAUCAUCUGCGAUGCGGCGAUGCGGAUCCUGGCCAUCGACCCUAUGCGACCGGGGUCAGACCAUGACUCGUUCGUCUGGCAGACGACCUGGCUGCGCCGACGGUUCCUGGCGGGGCGCAUUGCAGAGCCAGGCGAAUACCUGCUUGGUGACAGUGGCUACCCAUUGGAGCCGUGGCUCCUCAUCCCGGUCUCUGGUGAUCCUUCCGAGCACAGUGCCGAAGGCAGGUUCAACGCUGAGCACAUCACCAUGCGCUCCAUUGUGGAGCGGUGCAUUGGCAUGCUUAAAGCCCGCUUCCGGUGCUUGCAGCGUUACCGCACCCUCCACCACGAGCCAGAGCGUGCUGCUGACAUUAUUGCAGCAUGUGCUUCCCUUCACAAUCUAUGCUUAGGUGAGGGUGCCACUGAGCCGGUUGAUGAGUUUGAAGGCAUUGAAGACUUUUUCAGCAGCAGCAGCAGCAGCACCAGCAGCGAAGAUUCUAACGGGUCCCCCAUCCAACAGGGUUUGACCCGAAACAGGGCCACAAGAAGCUAUUAUUUAAGAGGGCGCGCAGUACGGGACGGUGUCAUUGCGCGCUUUGGCACCACCCGUGCGCAGCACUACGAGUACUUGAGGAGGGUGCGCCGGCGGUUGCGACGCCAACAGCAUCGUUGGUAGAUGCGUAAUGGAGCAGUUGGAGUAGUGUGUAUUUAAGAGAUGUCAAAUAAUUGAUUUACACAUAUUAUUACUGCGAGGAUGUGUGACCUCUUUCAGGCAUGGUACAAGAAUUGUGAUGAAAAGAGAACAUAUGCAUUCUUGCAGAAAAGCCAGUGUAAAACAAAAGUAUGAACAUACACUGCACUGGAGCGUGGUCAUAUCCAUACAACAUUUCAUGUGUUAAGCUUGCUGCUGAGGGUGGUAUAAAAGCUGUGUUGUUUUUUACGCGCCAAUAUUUUGUCUGGCGACUUCUUUUCACAACUGUGUAAUGGGUGAAGCAAUGUGGCUGAAUUGUGUUGCAUAGCAUGCACUGCAAUGUUACUUUUUUUUUUUACAUUCGAAAGUUUUCAUUGCUUAGUAACGAAAUGUAGCCCCUUUGAUGAUGCUGCUGCUGCUGCUGUCGAGUAUGUGCCAUUGCCCUGUAAUAUCCACUGAAAUGCAACCAUGGUUUUGUUUUUUUUACAUAUGAAAGGUCUCUCGUUUGUCUUGGCAUUCGAGCGAUUGUGACGUAGCUGUUAGAAUUUUUGCUGCUGUGAAUGAGAUGGGGAACAACUUGUUCUGCCUGUAGGUAUGUCCUGCAUUUCUUUUGUCCCGCCUGAGAUAGCUGUAUGCUGUCGUUUUGCAGUGCUCAUUGACAUCCAUUCCUGUUUGUCUUUUCACUCCCUAUGGAAGCAAUGAAGCCUCCGAUCGCACAAAAAUGCAACGCACACAACACCUUCCGCUCCUUUAGAAGUGUCGUCGUUCACUCCACUUCCAGUUCCUAUGUCAGUUGACCACACAACCAUCGCACAGUGUUCAAGAGACAGAAAUGCUGUUGAAAUUCAUUAUCUGCCAUGCCAGAGAACAUGCCUCACUUGAAGUGCAGUCAUAUGCAGAAAAGUGAAAUUACCAAUGAGCAUAACGUGAACGUAAAGUGCCUGUACUGGAAGAACGGUACUCAGUAACUUGGAAUUUUCUAGUUACAGCACAAGUACAAGAUGCAAAGUGUAGUAGCAGUCAUAGCAUGUACACAGGGUGUGUCCAGAUAUUAAAUUUCGUUUUGAUGCUUGUGCUGCUUCCAAUACUUCCCGUACAAACCCUGCAAACGAGGAACCCCGGUACGUGCACCCUAAUCGCGUGACAAAAGGAAAUAUUUCACUGUUGAUGAAUGCACACAACCUGUCCAUACUUGUAAAAAGAGCUGUGUAAUGUGUCUGCACAGUUUGUACAAUGCAAGCCAGCAUCAUAUGCGCAAAUAAAAGCCCUCAAAGUUGAUGUUUUAUUUCUUGCAUAAAUAUUCAUUCCUUUUUUUCCUCGAACAAUUCAUUCAAGCAACACAUUCUGUUUAUACAAUAAUGUAACUACUGUAUGGAAACUGCAUUGGAUGUCACACAGUAUGGUACAUCUUGUAAGAACAGUAGCUUGGAACACGAUACCAUGAACCGCGUUUGCUUGUAAUAAUGCACCACUAAUGGCAGAUAACGUUUCACUGGUUGUUCCUUUCAUGCAGCUGAUGACAGAGCACACAAAAAAAAAAACAUCCAAAUGUUUACAU
This is a messenger RNA of Rhipicephalus sanguineus (brown dog tick), 2522 nucleotides long. RefSeq names its product putative nuclease HARBI1. The record is from RefSeq and is a predicted model, not a curated record. The transcript has 4 exons. Lineage: Eukaryota; Metazoa; Arthropoda; Arachnida; Ixodida; Ixodidae. Bases 38 to 949 code for a protein of 303 amino acids.